Molecule: messenger RNA, 1901 nt
Organism: Paramecium pentaurelia
Lineage: Eukaryota; Ciliophora; Oligohymenophorea; Peniculida; Parameciidae
Source: the annotation of a GenBank genome assembly
AGUAAGAUGUUUGAUUUAUUGUAUUAGUGUUUAGGUUCCCAGGAUAUUAAGAUCAAAACAAACAAUAAGAAAAUGGACUUCAUAUUGCUGAUUUAGAGGAGGGUAUCACAGAAGAAUAAUUAUAUGUGGAAUUUAGAAAGUUUGGAUAAAUAAGCUUUGUAAAAUUACAUAGGUAUGAAUAUGUAAUCUUAAAAUAGAUAUCCUUUAAUUGGAAAGUCUAAACAUUAUGCUUUCAUAUAUUUCUCAUCUCAAGAAGAGGCUCGUAAAGCAAAAGAAGCAAUGAAUUAUAAGUAACUUUUAAGAGAGCCAAUGCGUAUCACUUACAUUUAAGAAUAUGAGAAGGAUGCUAACUUAUUCUUUGCAGGCUUCGAAUUGACUACAACAUUAAAAUAACUUGAAGAAUUCUUCUUAAAAUGGGGUCAAGUUGUUAGUGUGAAGUUGUCUAUUGAUGAGAAUAAAAAGAGUAGAGGUAUAUUUUCAUAUUUAAAUUUAGGUUAUGGAUGGGUAUAAUAUGAAAAGAAGGAAUAAGCUAAUGCAUUGUUAGCUGAUAGUACAGAUGGUACUAUCAUGUAUAACGAGAAAAAACCGAUUAUAGUUAAGAGAUUUGUUAAGAAAGGAUAAUCAGAUAGAGAAGAUAAACGUAAUAACCUUUACAUUAAGAAUUUCUGGCCAUCACUUGAUACUUAUGAUUUAGAUAAUGCAGAAGUUCGUGAAUCAUUAGUAAAAUUAAGGUUUUACAUUUUAGGAAAAAGAAAUGAGAACUAAAUUAGAUGAAUGGUUUAAUGGUUUUGGAUAAAUUGUAUCAAUCUUAGUUAAAAUUGAUAUUGAAAGAAAAGCUCCAUUUGCAUUUGUUAGUUUCAAUAGACAUUAAGAUGCUAAAGAAGCAUAAAGAACAUUGGGUACUAAUUAAAAGAAGGAUCCAUUGAGUACUGGUAGAAUGAUGUAUGUUGGAUGGGCAUAGACUAAGACAGAUAGAAAAUAAUAAAGAGACAAUAAUAUAUUUGCUAAAUAUAUUUAUGCUGAUCAUCUCUCAAGAAAUGUCACUGAAGAAAUGAUCAGAACUACUCUCAACGAAUGUGGAUAUGGUGAUAUUCAAAUGGUAAUCUUAUUAUUUCAUAAUUUUAGAUUAGAUUAGAAAAAAUGUAAUAAGGUUUCCAAUAAAUUAUAAGGAUUGGAUAUAUUGUUUUUGAAUAAGCUUCAGAUGCAAAUAAAUUGAUUAAGAAUUUUAAAAGCAAUGAAAAAUUUGAAGAAAUUAAAAAACUCUUUGAUCCAAAUGUUGAAACAGCAGGUGGCAAAUACUUUUAACAUCUCUUUCCACAAUAAUCAUAAUAAAGAGGAUAAAGAAGAAAUAAUUAAAGAUAAUCACCUAAUAGAAGAAUGAAUGCUAUGCCAUAAGGACCUAUGCCAUUUGGUUAAAGAAUGCCUUUUCCUCCAUAUUAAAUGUAAUAGAGAAUGUAAGGUGGUCCUGGAGGAAUGAGAAGACCAUUCUAAUAAUAAAUUCCAGGAUUUCCAUAACCUAUUAGACCAAAUAUUCCUCCUCCUGUUUAAUAACCUGAUUUCUAAUAAUAAGCUCCUGCUCAAAUUGUUCCUUUCAAUAAAAGAUAAGAUUUAGUAGAUUUGAUGGCUAAUUUAGAAGCUUUCAAAGCUAAACCUUAAGAAGAUUAACUCAGAUAAAUUUAGUAAUAUAUUAUGAUUAUAAUUUUAGACAAAUGCUUUAUUAUAGAAUUAAGGCUAGACUUAAUACUGAUACAGAAGCACAUUGGAAGAGAAUAAGUGAAAUUUUAUCAGAUCCAACAAAUUACUCAAUUGAUGAAAUUAUUGAUAUGUUUAAAGAAGAAGAAUAAUUCAACUCAUUUGUAGAUGAAGCAAUAGAAUAAUUAAAAGAAGCAUCAAGUUGGUGA